UGGUCGCGCCGCACUGUGUAUCAAGCGGAGAAAAGUAUUGCUUCUGCUAAAGCACAUCCCUCGUUUGGUUAAUCCCGUCUGCAACCAAAACAAGCCUUCACGAGCUGACCAAUGCAUCGUUUAAGCGCUUGUGGAACUUCCUCGAGCUCCAGGGUGCCGCUUGAGGAAGUUUUUAUGGCGGGGUCGACCUGCCUCAGCUACAGCAUGCUGUGUAGGGGGGCGGAGGGUGCUUUUCGUGUGCUAAUCCUCUCGUGUUUGCUUGCUUUUCUUCUUACCACGUCAAAUCCAUGAGGGAAGAAAAGACAGAAUAGCUGCACGCUGCCUUUUACUUGGUGGCGCCAGGAAGUGUCCAUUUGGAUGCUUCCCUAGUCCACAAAAAUGUUUCCUCUCACAAGACCCGAUCUCUGCAGGAAAUGGGAAGCUGCUGUUAGAAGAAAAAAUUUCAAACCAACAAAAUACAGCAGCAUUUGUUCGGAACACUUCACUCCAGAUUGCUUUAAAAGAGAAUGCAACAACAAGCUACUAAAAGACAAUGCUGUACCAACAAUAUUUUGCCACACAGAACCAAGUGUUAAGUCUGAAGGCACUCAGGCACCACCUGAAAUUCCAACUCCCCCUUCUCCUUCGCCGCCGCCACCACCGCAAACUGAUCCAAGACUAGUAGACCCAAGCAUUGGAUUAUUGAUGCCACCCCUUCAUACUCCCAAUAAUAUUGCUGUGUUUUGUGAUCACAACUAUACUGUAGAGGAUACAGUGCACCAGAGAAAAAGAAUUCAGCAGCUGGAAGAGCAAGUGGAUAAACUGAGGAAGAAGCUUAAGACUGCUCAACAACGAUGUCGGCGUCAGGAGAAACAGAUUGAAAAACUGCGAGAGCUUGUUCAGUUUCAGAAGGAAAAAGACGUCUUGUCGGGUAAAGGUGGCUAUGUGAUUCUGCCUAAUGACUAUUUUGAAAUUGUAGAAGUACCUGCCUAGGAGGCUAUCAUUUAUAUUUAUGGGGCACUGCCAGAUUUAGCCUCAUCAGACUAACUCAGAAGAUCAGUUUAAAAUGCAAUGCUUUCUAAUUCUGUGAACAAGAUACUUCAGCCCUUCAAAACAAUAAUAAAAUUGCUAUAUAAUA
Molecule: messenger RNA, 1117 nt
Organism: Varanus komodoensis (Komodo dragon)
Lineage: Eukaryota; Metazoa; Chordata; Lepidosauria; Squamata; Varanidae
Gene: THAP1
Product: THAP domain containing 1
Exons: 3
Coding region: 379-972 (197 amino acids)
Molecular function (GO): sequence-specific DNA binding
Source: RefSeq, a predicted model, not a curated record